AAAAUACAGAAGCGAAAUUAUUAUUAACAAAUAUUUUUGGAAUAGAUUUGGACAAACAAAUCACUUAAUUGUGAUAAAAAAAAAAAACUCGGAAGUCUUCGUGAUUAAGAAUUAGAGUGCGAAGACUUCUUGAUUAAGAAUUAGAAGGACUAACGGAAGGUAUACUUCAACAUUUGUAAAAAAAAUACACACAGAUACAGAUAGAAAGAUGAACGAAACAACCAGUAUCUCCGUGUUGCCAGAAGUCUCCCAGUCGGAGAUACUAUCACUGACUUCACCUAGGAAUGCGUUCAGAGCUGCCGCCGUCUCCAAAGAAUUCAAGUCAGCGGCAGAUUCCGAUACCGUUUGGAAGCGAUUUCUGCCACUGGAUUACGACGAAAUCAUUUCGCAGGCGGUUUCUCCUGUGGCUUUUGAUUCUCAAAAGAAAUUAUACCUCCACCUAUCGGACUCGCAUAUCCUCCUCGAUCGUGGCUAUCUGAGCUUCCAACUAGAUAAAGAGAGUGGGAAAAAGUGUUAUAUGUUGGGAGCAAGAGAGUUAUCAAUUGCAUGGCAAGAUGACAAUCGAUACUGGGAAUGGGGACAUAUACCUGAAUCAAGGUUUCCGGAGGUGUGCAUACUUAGAGAAGUAUGGUGGCUUGAGAUCCAAGGCAGAAUAGCAGCUGUAAAACUGUCACCAAAGAGUACAUAUGUGGCGUAUCUUGUCUUUCAAACUACUGGGUAUGCCUGGGGACUUGUUGUGCCAGCAAAAACAAAGGUAAGUUAUGGUGGGACAGAAAUGGAGACUGAAAAUGUGUACCUUCAAAGACCAGGGGCUAUUGGUAGAACGGGACAUGUGCCUGUGUUUCCUUGGAGGAGAAAGGAUGGGUGGAUGGAGAUCAAAUUGGGAGAAUUUGAGUGCAAUGAAGGAGAUGAUGGGGUGGUCGAGAUGGCCUUUGAUGAGCAUGAAGCCUGGAAGAAUGGUCUUAUCGUGGAGGGCAUCGAGCUUCGGCCUAAAUAACUUGCAAAAGAUUAAGUCAUUUUCAUCCAUAUAUAUAAUACAUAACUCUUUUAUUUUGUGUGGUCUCAGCUUUGCAAUUAUUUUUUAUCUUGUUCAUUAAUGUAAUAUUCCACUCCUCCGUUACAAUUUAUAAUACAUAUGUUCAUCAAUGUAACACUAUUAGAAAAA
This is a messenger RNA of Lactuca sativa (garden lettuce), 1165 nucleotides long. Its product is annotated as F-box protein PP2-B11. The record is from RefSeq and is a predicted model, not a curated record. Lineage: Eukaryota; Viridiplantae; Streptophyta; Magnoliopsida; Asterales; Asteraceae. Gene Ontology annotation, molecular function: protein binding.